CUUUACCAUCGCCAUGUCUGAUACUCAGCAUUCGAAGGAAACGUUACCAUCGAUUCAUGAUCCUCAGCAUUCUUCCAUUGAUCAAAACCAAACAGAAGGUGAGACAGUCAGUAGACCAACUACCCUAGCACAGUCACUCGGUCAUCAUCGAUCCCUCACUCUUGAAGGAAAACCUGCUGUCUUUCCUGUGGCACCGUUCAAAACCCCUGAUGGAGUUCACAAUGUUCAUUCUCGAAAUUUAAGAUCAUCGAUCAGCAACUCUUCUGGAACUAUUCCUCGCGCCUCAAACCUUCCACCGAAUUCUCAACCUCCCUCAGCUCACUCACGACAUCCUCAUCCUCCUGAUGGCAACAUCGCACUUCCUGAUCCAGAGGGCUUUUUGAGACUCGCAGCCGGAGUGGUGAAAGGUAGACAAGGUUCUGUGUUGAGUAGGGGAUCACUUUUGAAAACCGAUCAUUGGGCUUCAGGUCGAGCACAAACUUUGGCACAUCACCUUCAAGGCGCUCCCAAUUUUAGGCCGGCUGUUUACAACAUUUUUGGGACUGCGCAACCUUCUCUCUCAGGAAUCAAGACGGUCUUGGCCUUUCUUAAAUCCCAUCCCAAUGGACGUGGACGUGCUGUCUGGUUCUGUACCAGAGAAGAACCGGUAGUGUACAUCUCAGGACGACCAUUCGUAUUGAGGGACUCUGUGAGACCAACCCAGACCUUCGCUAUCAGCGAAAGGGCUUCCAACAUUGAAGCAAUCGAAUCUCGGGCUGAUGUACCACAAUCGCACAGAUUGAAGUUAGAUAUCCUCAAAGAGGCCAAUAAGUAUGGUGGCCUAGUAUUAGUACACGAUGAAACAGUGGAAGGUGAAAUAUUACCCGCUUGGACAACAGCGGAUGAUGUAAAGACAACGCGUGAGGUGUGGGAAGAAGUCAAGGGACAAGGUUAUCGAUACCAUCGUAUCCCAAUCUCAUCUGACCAAGCACCUGAAGACUCCUACCUCGACCACUAUGUAGCCAUUCUCAAGAAUAUCUCCACCAGUACUUCUCUUGUCUUCAAUUGUGGCAUGGGCGUGAUUCGUACUACUUUUGCAAUGGCUGCAGCCAUCAUAAUGCGAAGACGUCAAGUGAUUAAGGAAGGAGGUGAAGAUAUCUUUAGCUUGAAUGAUACUCAGGUGCCUCCCAAUGUUGGAGAUCAAACCCGUUCUAAGGCCAUCAAAGCCAUGCGCAUGGUUGGUGAACAACAGAUUCGAACACGUAGUUUAUUGAAGUUGAUGCAGCUUCUCCAUACAUGUUUACCGACGGCCAAUCAGCAUGCGGUCAUGCAACUUUUGACGACACAGCCUGCCUUACUCGAAAAUUUGAGAAAAGGGAUUAUAGGGGAUUAUGACAUCAUCAUGUCAUUAGUUUCUAUUCUAGAUCAGGGCACCACUGAAAAGGACUUGGUUGACAUAGUCAUCGACAUCAAUCUAAGGGAUGAUAUACUCGAGCACAGGAUCAAAUUCGCUAUCACUGCUGCCACGAAGGACGACGAGGUAGCCGAUGAAGAUGAGCGAAAACACAUGCACCUAAAGCGAGCGCUGGCCGGUCUGGAACGCUAUUUUUUCCUAAUUGCGUUCUCGGGUUAUUGUAAUGAGCCACCAAUGACAUUCAAUGACACGUUUUCCCCUUGGCUAAAGACCCGCAGUGAAAUAUCCAAUAUGAUACUCCGUCUCCGGCGGACGGCUCGACAAUUCGUCUUUGCCCCAGUGCACGACCUUUCCUCGCUCACACGCGGCCAUGUGGGCACUGUAGUAGCAAGCACAGCAGCAAUGAAACUACAAUUUGCUGAUCUUGAACGAGCAGGCGGUGAAAUUGUUGGCACUGAAUGGGCCCAUCAUAUUGUUGAUACGAGACGGGGUAUAACACUGAGAGCCGGGCUGAUUCUCAAGAGCGAUCAGUGGCCUACUCAAUUCAGUAGGGAUGAUUGUCAGAUUAGAGGGGCAGUCAAUUUCCGCAAAGUACCUGGUACAAGUCUAUUUGGGCUCUCUCAACCCACUCAAGAAGGUCUAGAUCGCAUAGUGGAAAAGGGAGGAACCUCUGAUCUAUAUCAAUGGUGUACCUUAUGUUCUUCGGCUGGAGGCAGUUGGACUUCGCAAUAUGAAAUCUUACGCUGGGAUUUCGAGUGGCCGACUAGAGCUUCUAGAAGAUCGGCUCAAGUCAGAUAUGUCCUUGCUGAACUUCGUAGCUUCGACGGCCGGAUACUGUUACAUACUGAAACCGAUGACGGAUCGAUUAUUGGAAUAUGGGAAUCAGCCGCACCGAGCGCUAUCAAAACAUUGCGAGAAAUCAUGGAUGAAAAGUCUGGUCUUAUCAGACAGACCGAAAAGUAUCGAUUAGACUUCAGACGACAACCGAUCACAGCUGAGAAAGCUCCAGAUUUCGAAGAUAUUAAAGAUUUGAUUGGAUUUGUUUCAGACGCUGAAGCCAACUCGCCUUUCAUUGUGAAUUGUCAAUUGGGUCGCGGUCGAUCAACUCUCACCAUGGUCUGCAUCAUUUUGAUCCAACAAUGGCUUGCUUACGGCGGGGCUCGAUUCGCAUUCGCGGAGCCAACGGUUUCUCAACGCAGAUCGAGAGCCCAAUGGUCUUAUCAGACUAUCAAUAACUUGACUCGUGUGAUGCGCAACGGACGGGGUAUCAAAGCUGCGGUUGAUGCAGCGAUCGAAAAAUGUUCAGCAGUAUAUGACUUGAUCGAGUCUAUAGAAACUUGCAGACAGGCCGCAGAAGAAAGCACCGAUGACGUCGUACGGAAAGAAGGAAAAAUUAAGAAAGGCUUAUCGAACCUCCGCCGUUAUGCUUUUGUCUUGAUUUUCGCCUGCUAUCUCAAUGAGACCAAGGCAAACACACGAAGAGAGUUGGAGGACAGCAAGUCUUUUGAGUUAUUCUGGAAGGAGCAUCAAGUCUUCAGAACGAUUUUGGAUGAACUGAAUGGUGCAGAUAUUCAGGCACUUACUCCACUUGAGAUGGGGAGCUUUGCUGCACAUGGAGUGGACUGGACGGAGGAAGAACAAACUGUGGUCUCAGAGCGUGCCGGAAUCAUUCUAUCAGCGCAAACGAUCCUCAAGUCGGACUUUUUCGUAGGACUUCAGAAGAUGACUCUCCCAUUAAGGAUUGAAGGAUUACCCAACAUCAGACAGGUACCAAUAAGGCCUGAAGGCGAUUCUUGCGACCCUUCGAUUUUCGGAAGUGGCAUGCCUACUCUGGACGGAAUGAGGCGGGGUCUGGAGAAAAUGGGGGCGGCUGGUCCAAAUGCACGGAUGGUAUACUGGACUUCAAUGAGAGAAGAGCCUGUGCUAUACGUACGAGGUCGUCCACAUGUACUCCGCCUGUUUGAUCAACCCCUAGAAAAUGUCAUCACUACUGGUGUCGCAGCAGCAGCUGUCGAAGGGAUGGAAGCUGCUCUCAAAAAUGACGUGCUAAAUGAGAUUAGAGAGAUGAACGGAAGAUUACUUUUGCACGAUGAAGUAGAGGAGAACGGCAAAUUUUGCAUCACCGCGGUGUGGGAAACAGUUGCUGACAGUGAUAUCAUGACUCCUCGGGAGGUAUUCGACCUCAUGAAGGCUGAAGGCUUCGCAGUUGAUUAUGCCCGUCUUCCGGUGACAGACGAGCAAGCCCCAUUGCCUGGUGUCUUUUCGAGGUUGGAGCAACGUGUCAGAAGCGCUUUGAGCUCCGGGCUCGAACAAGGGCAAGUCGGGGCUCACUUGGUUUUCAACUGCCAGAUGGGCCGUGGACGCACAACGACUGGAAUGGUAGCAGCGAUGCUUGUGGCAGGCAUCAUGUCUGACCGUUACAAGGCUUAUGUUUCCCGUGCGGAUUCCUUAUUGUCAUUAGACGCGGUGACCGAUCGAGCACAAUGGCAGACUUCUCCGGCGCUUUCACCGCCUGGCACUGUCAGCGGAGGCGACACUUGGGAUGGUGUAGAGGCUGAUCCCUACCUCGAAGGUGAAUACAAGACCAUUUUGCAACUUGUUGGUGUCUUGCAACAUGGACGCUUGGCAAAGAAAAUCACAGAUAAGGCGAUAGACUCGAGCAACAGGAGAAAAGCGGUAUACGAUUUUAAGUUGCGCGCAGAAGCGGCUGAACCCGGCAGUGAGAAACAGAGAAAGAUCACUACGGCCGCUACUAAUUACUUGUAUAGAUAUGGAUCCCUUAUUGCGUUCGCAGACUGGUUGUUGGAGCGAGCCGAAAUUGACGAUGAUGAUGCUAGAGAUUCGAUUGCAUCAUUUCCAAAAUGGUUACAAGACCAUCGCGAGAUCACUCAUAUUCUACAGAAGCGAUCACUCGAGUAG
Messenger RNA from Melampsora larici-populina 98AG31, 4312 nucleotides. RefSeq lists its product as uncharacterized. The coding region runs from base 14 to 4312 and encodes 1432 amino acids. The record is from RefSeq and is a predicted model, not a curated record. Lineage: Eukaryota; Fungi; Basidiomycota; Pucciniomycetes; Pucciniales; Melampsoraceae. The transcript is spliced from 25 exons.